Messenger RNA from Kickxella alabastrina, 1972 nucleotides. RefSeq names its product arsenical pump membrane protein-domain-containing protein. Gene Ontology annotation, cellular component: membrane. The transcript has a single exon. The coding region runs from base 215 to 1897 and encodes 560 amino acids. Gene Ontology annotation, biological process: transmembrane transport; arsenite transport. The record is from RefSeq and is a predicted model, not a curated record. Gene Ontology annotation, molecular function: arsenite transmembrane transporter activity. NCBI's taxonomy places the organism in Eukaryota, Fungi, Kickxellomycota, Kickxellomycetes, Kickxellales, Kickxellaceae.
GAAGAAGAGGGGAAAGGGUGAGAUGAAUGAAAAAGUGCCACGGCCAAACGUAGUGUAGUUUAAGAAAGUGGCUUUUAUUAGACCAUUAUUGACUUUAUUGUUCCGUUUAAUAUUUUCUUUUACUCUUACCAAGCCAUAUCAAUAUCAAUAUUAUUACAACGGAUCGUAACUCCAAACUUGCAUACACAAACAGAAAAACACAAGGAAACAAAGGAUGGAUGCUUUGUCCGCAGCCAGGGCAAUUGUACCUAGGGACGGGGACGAACUCCCGCCACUAUCGUGGAGAUCGUGGCUGGUGCUCGCCCUAUUCAUAGUAGUUAGCGUGUUUGUCAUCCGGCCGCUUCACAUCCCAAUUCCGCUUCCCACCCACAUCCGGCCAAUCAGGUGGAAAACCGUGCGCAUCCACAUGGACAUGAAGCUGGCGCCCUGGACAGCCAUCCUUGUGCUUCUGGCGUCAACGGCCAUAAAGUUCCGACAGGAGGUCGUGCGCGGCUUCGUCGGCAGCGACGGCAUCGAACCCUACGCUAUAGUCAUCCUGAUAUUCGCCCUAGCCUACAUCUGCAUAUCACUGGACCAGAGCGGGCUGCUCAGCUACAUCGCCAUGCAUGUCACCAAGCGAUGGGGCUGCAACGGCCGCCAGCUGCUCUUGUGCUUCUACACCCUGAGCACAAUCAUGGCGGUACUCACCAGCAAUGACGUCGUAGUCCUUUGUCUCACGCCAAUUAUCUGCAUAUUCUCCGACACCACCGGUAUCGACGCCGAGCCCUUCCUCGUUGCCAUGUUUGUCGCCGCAAACACUGCCUCAAUGGCCCUGUAUAUCGGCAAUCCGACGAACAUCAUUGCUGCGCAAGCUAAUGGCAUCUCUUUCCUACUGUACUCUGCCUGGAUGGCGUUGCCGUUUUUGGGCGCAGUGAUGGCUGGCGCAGUUGUCCUGCAUUUCAUGUGCUUGCGCGUUAUUCCGCGCGAGAUUUCUGUCGAUAUGAGUAUUCAGCCGCGCGAUAUGCUAGUGAAGCCAAGGCAGGCGGUGUUUGGCGCCAGUUUGCUGGCCAUGUGCCUUAUUGUGCUCAGCGUCUCGUCGUUUUACGGAGUCGCAGUGUGGAUUGUGACGCUGCCAUUUGGGUUUGUCAUGCUGGCUAUUGACGCAGCUAUCGAUAUAUACCAGACACGACCAGUGGCAGCAUUAGACGGGUCUGAAAAAACAUCUGUGGUUUCGGAAGCGCCAGGUGUGGUGGACACCGAACACAGGAAUACGCACCUGCUUUUGCACACAGAAACCCAGCUGACAAUAAAUGUAGCACCAAGCACUCGGUCCGAACAAAUCGACACUCGAAAGAAACCGAAGCCACUGGCAAAGUGCAAAAAGGGUUUCGAAAAAAUACACAAAGUGGGCGUCCACCGGCUGCCAACUGUGACAGCGGUUGUGCAGCGGCUUCCUUACAGCAUUGUGCCGUUCUCCAUAGGGAUGUUCAUCAUGGUCGAGUGCCUAUCAGAGCUCGGAUGGACGCCCCGACUCGCCUGGCUUCUCAAGCACAUGUGCCCGUCGGUUGUCCCUGCCGUAUUUAUCGUGGGCAUUGUGAGUUCCCUGACCUGCAAUGUUCUGAAUAACUUGCCGAUGACUAUUCUGUUUACUCGGGCGCUUAAGCACCCGGUUUUCCUCCUUCACGUGGACUAUAGGACGCGCAAGGGCGCUUUGUUUGCGCUGAUUGUUGGCAGCAAUUUGGGGGCUAAUUUCACUUUGGUUGGGAGCUUGGCUGGGUUGAUGUUCCAGGGAAUUGCGGCGCAGAAGGGACGACAUAUUGGGUACUUCAAAUUCAUCCGCUGGUGUCUUCCUAUCCUGCCCGUUCAGCUGGCCGUGUGCUGCGCAAUCCUAGCUGCUGAAAUGGUCGUGAUCAAGUGAGGCAGACGCUGUGAACGUGGGUGUUAAGUAUUUUUCUUCAGUCUAAUAUAUAAAAGAAAACAAGAAACAACAAAC